Messenger RNA from Sinocyclocheilus anshuiensis, 1597 nucleotides. RefSeq lists its product as uncharacterized. The transcript is spliced from 6 exons. Gene Ontology annotation, molecular function: ribosome binding. The record is from RefSeq and is a predicted model, not a curated record. Lineage: Eukaryota; Metazoa; Chordata; Actinopteri; Cypriniformes; Cyprinidae. Gene Ontology annotation, cellular component: mitochondrial inner membrane. Bases 118 to 852 code for a protein of 244 amino acids. Gene Ontology annotation, biological process: protein insertion into mitochondrial inner membrane from matrix.
ACUCUCCAUUCGCUGCCAUCUGCACCACUCCGCCUUCCGCUAGGAAAUUCGACUCGUUUUGUAUGUUGUCAGUCGGAUUUCCAUAACAGAUGGGCCACUGAGGAUGAUGGGAGAAAGAUGGCGCUACCCGUACUGAGGUGCUGCAGCUGUAACAGGCCCGUUUCGAUUCUGAUUCGGUACUUUAUAUCUAAGUCAUUUUUAGCGAAUCAGUCCAGACGACUCGCCCCCGUGGCGUCUGCAGUGUGUGAUGUGCGUCAGUACAGCUCUGAGCGGGGGAGACACGAGCAGAACCAAAAGGUUGUGGUUGUUGGCGUCCCGAACCCCUUCAUCUGGUUCCGAACCCGCAUCUACUUCUUUCUCAUCCGAGCUUACUUCGACAAAGAGUUUAGCAUUGAGGAGUUCACGGAAGGAGCCAAACAGGCUUUCUCGCACGUAUCAAGAUUGCUGUCUCAGUGUCAGUUUGAGGCUCUUGAGGGAUUAGUAGCUAAAGAUCUAAUAGGGAAACUUGAGGAAAAAUGCGCUCAAUUGCCUUUGAGCCACCAGAGGGCGCUGUCAGCUGAGUCCGAUGAGAUCAUGUACACAACAACAGGAGAUGUGGGCAUUUACUAUGAUGAUAGCGGGAGGAAAUAUGUAAGUAUUUUGAUGCGUUUUUGGUACUUGACGAGUGCCAGACUUCCAGAUGAGAGUAUGGAGGGAGCGAGAAUAUUCCAGGUUGUCAUUGGUGGGGAAGGAGAGAGACCAGAGACCAAGAGAUUGUUGACAGCCAAUUAUGAAUUCCAAAGGGAGUUUACCCAAGGCGUGAUUCCAGAUUGGAUCAUCACAAGAAUAGAGCACUCAAAACUUCUUGACUAAGUGUGUUUAACUUGCAGAGGAGAGAUGUAUUUUUCAUGCUUUUUUUUUUGUUUAAUAUUGCUCAACAUGCCAAAACAUGUAGGCAAGAUUCACUGGAAAAAAUAAUGCUGCAAUAUUGUCAGCUCCAGGUACUUUCCAUGGGCAAUAGAAAGUUAUAAAUGUUGACUUCCUGUGUGCUUCCGUGUAUUGCUGAUCUCACAUUAAUAACUUUUACAUUAAUAUGUUUGUAAUUUAUGGUUGGCUCCUGAUUGAUCAGUUUGGUCUUUUAAAAAAAAGGUGCUGUUGUUUUUUUAAACUUUGUGUGAUGAGUUUUGGGGUCAGGUUGACUGCACAUUGCACAAACUGUGCAACUGAACUGUAAAACUAUACAAGAAAAAAGCAAUCCUUUAGUAUUGAAGACAUACAGACUGCUGCCUGGAUACUUUGAAAGACAGGUUCAUACAGAAUGAUGAACUGACCAGUAAGCUCUGUAACGGUUUUAUCAAAAAUUCCAUGUUAUGUAAAAUAUUUUAGUGCAAAAAAAACAACAACAACAACAUGAAUAAAAUGUGAUAGAAAACCAACUAACAUGAUUUUUAAUGUCACCAUGUUUUAAUGUUUCCAUAUUCAUAUUGAGGCACACAAUGGGGAUAUGAAAGUGUACUGCAUAAUAUGAAUUCCUCAUUAAUAUUAUGUACGUUCCCUUGCUUUAAACUUAAGCUUUCAAGAUGACACGACGGACCAUGGAUUUCUCCUCUAUUUACGC